Messenger RNA from Oncorhynchus kisutch (coho salmon), 4622 nucleotides. RefSeq names its product mannosyl-oligosaccharide glucosidase-like. Gene Ontology annotation, cellular component: endoplasmic reticulum membrane. The transcript is spliced from 5 exons. The record is from RefSeq and is a predicted model, not a curated record. Gene Ontology annotation, biological process: oligosaccharide metabolic process; protein N-linked glycosylation. Gene Ontology annotation, molecular function: Glc3Man9GlcNAc2 oligosaccharide glucosidase activity. NCBI's taxonomy places the organism in Eukaryota, Metazoa, Chordata, Actinopteri, Salmoniformes, Salmonidae. Bases 260 to 2791 code for a protein of 843 amino acids.
CAGACAUUUCGAGUUGUGGUGUAAUCAGAGUUGCGGCGUUCCGUUUCGCAACAAACUAAUUUAAAUUCGACUAAUGCAGGUAGGUGUUACGUUUUCUUCCGCGUAAGAAACAUUUCGCAACAGAAUGGGCGCAAUGAAUGGGCCCCUGGCCUGGGCCGUCAACACUAUGUACACAGUCAGUGUUUUUACGAGAGCGAGGGGAUCAGGAUCUAGCAGAAUGAUGUGCCGCUGAUAUUAUGUCCAUUUGAAAUCUGGAAGGAUGGGCAGGCAGAGGAAGAGAGUGGUGUCCGGCGAGGCUGACCCCCCUCUCACAAGGAAAGACGAGAAACCUGCCACCCUACAACGCAAGGAAAAAAAAAAAAAGCUUGACAUCGGCAAAAUCUUCAUCAAUAUCUCCAUCGGCCUCUGCAUCUUCAGCCUUACCUGGUUCUUCUAUGCCCUUUACAUGCGUUCCUCGCUGGCCAAACGGGUGGUAACUCUCCAUCACUCGCCGCCCGUCCUCGAUGCCAACAGCAGCAGUGCUGAGGUGUCACCUGAGAGGUUUUGGGGCUCCUACCGACCCCAGGUCUACUUUGGGAUGAAAACCAGGAGCCCCAGAUCUGUUGUCACAGGGAUGAUGUGGAUGCGCCAGUUCUCUGAGGUGGAUGUGAACCUCCGGCACACAUGCGAGCAGGGUGACCGGCUGCAGGGCUACGGCUGGAUGAUGCAUGAUGGCCUCAGCUUUGGUGUGCAGGAGAUCCAUGACAGCGACUUUACGCUCACCACGGAGUUCGUCAAGCGGAUGGGCGGUGAGCACGGAGGGGACUGGACCUGGAGGAUCACAGCCAAGCAGCAUAGUUCGGCUCCGCACGCGCCAGUCAUCUCCCUGAUGUUCUAUGCUGCUGCUGACACCCAGGGUUCCCUGGAGGCCCACGUGGAGGAGAGGAACCGUCUGGGCUCCAUCACUGGGUUCUCAGAGGAGCUGGGGAACUUCAAGAUCACCUUCCGCAAGCCUGUUGCUGGGGAGUCCUCCAGUGCCAAAUAUGCCAGCUACAACUACCUCCAGACCUUGUCGCCAGGCUUGGAGAGGCUGACGGACAUCGUGAGGAACAGCUUGAACCGCAGAUUCGUCUACAGCCCCCCCUCUGGUGGGAAGAGGCAGUACAUCGCGGUGGACACCUACAAGCCCCUGCACCAGCCGAAACCAGCCGACCCCAGAAAGGAGAGCGACUUUGUCCUGCACCAGGUCACCGUCCAGGUGCCCUUCCAGAUUGAGGUCCUGUUCGAGUCCGGUAGCUUCCGCAACCGUCCCAACCAGCUGUCAGCGGCGGCCAUGACAGAGGAGCUGGAAGAGAGGAAGGCGGCAUUCGAUGCCAAGUUUGAGAAGAAGUUCGGCCUCCAGGCCAAAGGCUUGGGCCAUGCCCAGGUGAAGUUCAGCAAGGCGGCGCUGAGCAACAUGCUGGGUGGGAUGGGUUACUUCUACGGCCAGUCGGUGGUCCAGUCGGUGUACAACGAAUACCCGCUGCUCUACCCCGAGGGUGCCCUGUUCACCGCUGUGCCCUCGCGCUCCUUUUUCCCCCGGGGGUUCCUGUGGGACGAAGGUUUCCACCAGCUGCUGCUCAGCAAUUGGGACCCCCAGGUGACGCGGGAGGCCAUGGCCCACUGGUUGGACCUGGUCAAUAUGGAGGGAUGGAUUCCCCGGGAGCAGAUCCUGGGCGAUGAGGCACGCAGCAAGGUCCCUGCCGAGUUUGUGGUGCAGCGCAAUGAGAACGCCAACCCGCCCACCCUCUUCUUGGCCCUGCAGAAGCUAGUGGAGCAGCUCCAGGCCAAUCCGGACUCAGAGUCCUCACGGCCCACCCUGCCCUUCCUCCGCAGGCUCUACCCCCGGCUCCAGACGUGGUUCGAGUGGUACAACACCACCCAGACAGGCCCGCUGCCCAACUCCUACCGCUGGCGGGGCCGCGACAAGGACACCAACCUCUUUCUCAAUCCCAAGACGCUGACGUCUGGCCUGGAUGACUACCCGCGGGCCUCGCACCCGUCAGCCGAGGAGCGCCAUGUGGACCUGCACUGCUGGAUGGCCCUGGCGUCAGGCACCAUGGCCAGCGUGGCCCGGCUGCUGGGAGAGCCCCACCAGGAGUAUGAGCGCACCCACCAGACGCUCAGCGACAACGCACUGCUGGACGAGCUGCACUGGUCAGACCAGCUUCGCUCUUUCAGCGACUAUGGAAACCACACGCAGGCGGUGUCACUGCAGCAGGAGAAGGUGUACGUGCCCCCGGGGCAGCCGAGGCGCCAGUUUCCCGUGACGCGCCUGGUGCGCUCGGUCCGCCGGGCCCCCAAGUCGCAGUUCGUCAAUGCUUUGGGCUACAUCAGCCUAUUCCCCUUCCUGCUACACAUCCUGAAGCCCGACUCGCCCAAGCUAGAGCACAUCUUCAGAGACAUGAGGGACGGGGACAAGCUGUGGACGCCCUACGGCCUUCGCUCUCUGUCCAGGGCCGACCCGCUCUACAUGAAGCGUAACACGGAGCAUGAUGCCCCCUACUGGCGGGGCCCCAUAUGGAUCAACAUCAACUACCUGGCCGUCAGGGCCCUGCACCACUAUGGCAACACUGAGGGGCCAUAUCAGGAGAAGGCAGCUGCCCUCUACCAGGAACUCAGAACUAAUAUCAUGAACAAUGUUUACAGACAGUAUGCAGAGACUGGGUAUAUCUGGGAACAGUACAAUGACAGCACGGGCAGUGGGCAAGGGAGCCACCCCUUCACUGGCUGGUCGGCACUAACUGUUUUGAUAAUGGCUGAGCAGUAUUGACACUGAUGCUAAAAAAUCUCAUCUCGCUUUUUGUAAGAUGUUCUCAAAAAAUUUGCCAUUUUUAACGUCAAUAGAUUUUAAGUCUAUGGGCCAACUCUAAUGUUCCAAUUUUUCCCCUUUGGCUGUCUCAGUGAGUGUUUGUGCAAAGCCCAUACCCCAAAGAACAGAUGAAAGGUUAUUUUUGAAUACCCCAUAUACUUAUCAAUGAACUCCCCAAGUGCCGCCUGACUGAGAGAAGUCUGUUUGAUGGCAGAAACCUUUUAAGAACUAUAGUAACAAUAGUAGUAGUAAAGAAUAGUCUUGACAUAAAUCAUUCAUACAGUAUCAUAUCAAGACUACCGUACUAGGAAAUAAUGCACUUUUUCAAAGUCGAUCAUUCAAACUUUUUUUUGUCUCCGGGGAUGCAUUUAUUGUUGAACAAAAUAAUACCUACAAUUGGUGGACCUAUUGAGAAAUAGUAUAUUCCGACCCUAGGGAACAAAUAUUUGAUCCCUAGGGUCAUUUUGUUUCUGGUUGCUUUGUCCCCUCAUACAAUCUCAUUUAAGCCCGUAUAAAAUUGAGAAUUAAGUUUAGUUUUUUUGCCAAAUGUUUUGCUGCAAACAAACUGUUUCCUGUUCAUUUUUUAUCAAUGCAAAACAAGUCACAGAUGUAUCUCCACUGGUAGCAGAUAUCCGGAGUGGCACGGAAUAACACGAGUAACUUCAUUGCGUUGGUUUGUUACAUCUUCAGUGGAAAGAACAAUAAAUAUGUCAAAGCCUUGUGCUGAUUACUUUUUAUCUAUGGGAAGGAUGUCAUUAUCGCCUUUUAGGAAGACGCUUAUUUUCUCAAUAUGUACUGUUGUGUGGUGUUGUUACUCUAGCCUCUGGUUUUGGUAACCAAUCAUGAAAUAUUAGAAAUUCAAUCAAAGUAUGUAUUUUUUGUAUAGUUUAUAGCAGUGCUUAUUAAGAUGUAUUAAACUACAGCUGAUAAUGUACACUUCUGAUAGGAGUGACCCUCCAGAUCAAUAACCGGUGACUGGGUCAAUUUGUCUUGCUUUGAUUUCUUGCAUCCUCCCUCCUAGCCAGCCUCCUUCUCAACCAUACUGGACGAGAUGGUCUCCUUCCCUGGGAGCUCCUCCUUCGAUGGGUUUUAAGAAAGGUGAGGAGAGAUGAUGCGAGGAAUCGAGGAAAGAUGAAUUGAGAAAGAGCCUCUGUCAGAGCCUGAUCCUGGUCCUUUGUCAGACUGCGACACGCGAAGGACAGCCGCUGACGUCAAUCCACCGAGAGUCAUUGUUUCUACGGCGCCCGGUUACCAUGGCGAGGCAUCGUUGUGAAGGGGCCCAAUGCUGAAUUGGAUAAAAUGGAGAGGCGAGGAGUGCAUCGCCGGUGUCAACUUCUUUUCAAGCGUUGACAUGCAGAGAGUCGAGACGCAUUCAAACAAGACAAGAGCAUAGUGUUCAGUCGCUAGAUCUUUAUUAACACAGCAGUGUGUACACCAUUACAGAGGGCCUGGCUCCUGAAUGCACUGAUGUUGGUUUUCAGCUUCCGCGUGACCCUGGGACCUAAAUCUUUCUGGCUUUCAUGUUAUCACAGCCUUUUGAAUAGAUGUGUAGUUCAAGGUCUGUCUUGUCACAGUCAGGUUUGCAGUUCUAUAAAUAGGCCUAUGCUCAGGAGGAAGCAUAGCUAGUUAGAGAAUGACUGUAAAAGGUGAAAAACCUAGCAAUGCAACAUUCAGUAUUUAUCUUUAAACUAUCAUCACCAACAUAAAGUAGACAUUUUAUGUAUUAAUGUAAUUUGCCUCACUUUUGGGAAAUAGGCUACUGGAAAUGUUUUAUUAAAAAAGAGAAGCACAA